Molecule: messenger RNA, 1449 nt
Organism: Poecile atricapillus (Black-capped chickadee)
Lineage: Eukaryota; Metazoa; Chordata; Aves; Passeriformes; Paridae
Gene: OLFM2
Product: olfactomedin 2
Exons: 6
Coding region: 1-1449 (482 amino acids)
Biological process (GO): signal transduction
Source: RefSeq, a predicted model, not a curated record
AUGCCGGUGCCGCUGCUGAAGCUCGGGGCCGUGCUCAGCACCAUGGCCAUGGUCACCAACUGGAUGUCCCAGACCCUGCCCUCCCUCGUGGGGCUCAACGGCACCGCCGGGCCCCGCGCCGGGACCUCGGAAAAAAUCACCCUUUUCCAGAGCCCGGACGAGGGCUGGCAGGUGCUGAGCUCGGCGCAGGCUCCGGACGGGCGCUGCCUGUGCACGGCCGUGAUUCCCGUGCAGGGAUCCUGCGCCCGCGACCUCCGCGGCCUCCAGCUCCGACAGCUCCUGGAAAAGGUCCAGAACAUCUCCCAGUCCAUGGAGGUGCUGGACCUUCGCACAUUCCGGGACCUUCAGUACGUUCGGAACACGGAGGCGAUGAUGAAGGGCCUGGACUCGCGGCUCCGCGUGGCCUCUGAGAGCCACAAAUCCCUCAAUUCCCGCAGCUUCCAGGAUCUCCAGGAGAAGAUGAAGGAGCUGCUGCCGCUGCUGCCGGUGCUGGAGCAAUACAAAUCCGACUCCCGGCUCAUCGUGCACCUCAAGGACGAGGUCCGGAAUCUUUCCGGAAUUCUCCUGGCGAUCCAGGAGGAAAUGGGAGCCUACGACUACGAGGAGCUGCAGCAGAGAGUUCUGCUGCUGGAGGCCAGGCUCCACGCCUGCCUGCAGAAACUGGGCUGUGGGAAGCUGACAGGGGUCAGCAAUCCCAUCACCAUCCGAGCCUCGGGAUCGCGUUUUGGCUCCUGGAUGACCGACACCAUGACCCCCAGCGCCGACAGCCGGGUCUGGUACAUGGACGGUUACUACAAAGGCCGCCGCGUCCUGGAAUUCCGCUCCCUCUCCGACUUCAUCUCCGGCCAGAACUUCCUCCAGCACCUCCUCCCUCACCCCUGGGCCGGCACCGGCCACGUCGUCUUCAACGGCUCCUUGUACUACAACAAAUUCCAGAGCAACCUGGUGAUCCGCUACCACUUCCGAUCGCGGAGCGUCCUGGUGCAGCGCAGCCUCCACGGCGCCGGCUUCAACAACACCUUCCCCUAUUCCUGGGGGGGAUUCUCCGACAUGGAUUUCAUGGUGGACGAGAACGGACUCUGGGUGGUUUACACCACCAACCAGAACGCCGGGAACAUCGUCCUGAGCCGCCUGGACCCGCAUUCCCUGGAGGUUUUACGGACUUGGGACACGGCGUAUCCCAAACGGAGCGCGGGGGAAUCCUUCAUGAUCUGCGGGAUCCUCUACGUCACCAACUCCCACCUGGCGGGAGCCAAGAUUUAUUUCGCUUAUCACACGAACACUUCCAGCUACGAGUACACGGAUAUCCCAUUCCAUAAUCAAUAUUCCCACAUUUCCAUGCUGGACUACAACCCUCGGGAGAGGGUUCUGUACACCUGGAAUAACGGCCACCAGGUCAUCUACAACGUCACGCUCUUCCACGUCAUCAACACUGCAGGAGAGCUCUGA